This is a messenger RNA of Prorocentrum cordatum, 1887 nucleotides long. Lineage: Eukaryota; Dinophyceae; Prorocentrales; Prorocentraceae. The record is from the annotation of a GenBank genome assembly.
GAGCCGUUCGACAUCCUGGUCAACAAGAGCAGCGCGCUGGAGUGGGGGGCCGAGUGGGAGAAGGUGUCGUACGGCGGCAGCGAGGGGCUUCGCCUCAAGCGGGCGCCCUCCGCGGGCGCCUUCCGCGAGUGGGGCCGGGCCCACCCGGACCGGCUGCUGCUGCCGCGGGACGUGGCCAUCGAGGUGCGCAGGGAGGACCCAGACCACGGCUCGGCCCACACGUACGCCGACAUGGAGAAGAUGCUGGCGGGGGGCGGGGUCCUCUCUGAGGAGCAACGCGUGGUGCCUGGCCCCGUGAGCGUCGCCCUCGAGAAGCCCCGCGACCAGCCCAUCGGCCUGGGCUGGAAGGCCCUCGCCCCGCAGGGCGCGCAGGCCCGCCUGCGCAUCACGAGCAUCGAGGGCGGGGGGCUGUUCGACGAGAGCGCGGGGGCCGACCCCGAGCGCGCGGGCCAGAGGGCGGUGAUCGUCGGAGACACGAUCCUGCAGGUGAGGAGGACGGACCCAGGUGAGGCGCGCCUCGCGCGGUCCAGCGAGGAGAUGGAGCACCUGCUGGGCAGGGUGGGGUCGCUUGAGGUGGUGGUGCACCGCGAGGCCCCGCGCGACGACUACCGCUGCACCCCCGGGCUGAACAACUUACCGAGCGAAUGGACACAUUCGAAGAAGGCCUGGUGCUGCGACCAGCUCGCAUCUUCAGGCUUGUUGCAGACCUUAGACGAAUGCAAGUCCGCGGAUGCACCUUCGGACGCGAACGCGUCCUCGACGACCCCAGCGGAUGAUCCUGACUCGUUCGAUUGCGCCGCUGGUUUGGACAAGGCCGGGCGCGGCUGGUCCGAGGCGAAGAAAGCUUGGUGCUGUGCCCACGAGCAGAAAGGCUGCGAGGAGCCCGCGGACACGUCGGCCAGUGCUGCCAGUGUGCCAGACACGUCGGACAGGCAGGCGACCCAGGAGGGCCAGGCCCUCGUCAUCGUGAGCGGGGACGACGCACACGACGACUUCAACGACAAGUAUCAGGACGUCGUCGAGUGGACGAUCAGGUCCGUCUUCGGCUACACCGAGGUGCAGCUCGCGGCAGCCCCGAGGCUCUUGCGGCCGGCGCACGGCCCGUCGCUGUCUGGGAACGCAAGCGGGCCGCUCCGGGACCGGGACGACGGAGGCAGCCGUGUCUUCCACUACGACAUGAAGGGCACGUGCAGGCCUGGCUGCAAGGUCGACAGGCCACCCAAGGAGAGGAGCAACGAGGAGUUCCGCCACGAACUGGAGCAGAACCUGGACGCCUACAACGCCCACAUCAGGGUCGGGGACGCCCGGGUGUGCUUCGGCGCCGGCUGCCAGCUGCGCCCCAACCUUCCCUUGGAGUUCGCGGCACAGGCGGCGCGGUGGGGCGUGGCGCUCUUCGGCGUGGCCCUGGCUGCGCUGGGCCUGGCCGUGCUCGGGGCCCGGUGCGCGGGGGAGCAGCGGGGGCCCGCCGCCGCGUGCAAGGAGGAGCAGCGGAGGCCCUUUGUCGUGCACGAGAGUGACGCGGCCCCCUCGCAGGAGCCCCUCCCGCUGGCGGGCCCCUUUGCCGUGGACGAGAGCGACGCUGAUGCCCCCUCGCUGGGGCGGCCCCCGCUGGCGGUCCCCUUUGCCGUGGACGAGAGCGACGCUGAUCUCCCCUCGCUGGGGCCGCCCCCGCUGGCGGGCCCCUUUGCCGUGGACGAGAGCGACGCCGAUGCCCCCGCGCUGGAGCCGCCCCCGCCGCUGCAGCAGCCUCCCACGGACACGCUGCCGACGGAGGCGCCCCGCCUGCCCGCGGAGAUGCCGGCGAAGGUGUCGAUGAUCGAGUGGCUGGACGGGCUGGCGGGCCCCAGCCCCCGAGCCGGCAGCCCUUGGGAGCUGGACCCAGACUAG